AUGGCCCCCACCGAAGAGGUCGUGCAGAGGCUCAAGGAGUCGCGGCCGCCGGCCACCGACGCCUUCACGUACCUCACCAUCAUUGAGAAGUCGCUGACCCCAGACAUUCUGCCUACCUUGGAAGAGAUCCUCGAUGAUUCCGAGCUCACCAAUGACAUUGGGUGGGACUUGGUUGACAUGCUGAUUUCUGUCCCCGGCAGUGCUGGAUGUCUGGAGAGAGUUGCCCGCCUGGGCAAUCCCCGGGAAGUCAUUCUGAAGGUGCUGGAGGUGAUGGACAAGACAGCUGCAGCUGCUAUCAAGGAGAACGAGCAAGAGGAGGAGGGCAAGGAGGUUCAGCCUCAUUCGGGUGUAAAUGGCGCCGACAAGUUCAUUGCCCUCGUGGGCAUGCUGAAGAUCCUCCAUGGGCGUCUGCAAGUGAGAUCGCCCUCUCGAUUUCUCCACACCACACUCGAUACCGUCCUCCGCGCAUACGACCCGACGAGCCCUGAAUCCACCGUCGCCGUGAUUGAUUUUGUUCGGUCGCUUUCGACGAGCAAGCGACCGCCACUUCCCACCCGCCAGUCGAGCACGAUGCUCGAAACACCCUUCCAAUCGACCGACCCUUCGCAAACCGCACCUGAUCCAGAGGCUGAUGAUUCAGACAAGAUGAACCCCUCUGAACCUAAGCUUAUCAAUCGCCUGCUGCAGUCUUUCAUUACAUGCAUAAUUGAUACAUACGUGAAUUCAAACAGCUUGGAAUGGGCUUCGAGACUUCUCGAAUACACCUACCCCGAGAAGGUGGUAUUGAGUCGCAGAUCCAUGACAAAGUCUUUCAACGAGGUGGCUGAGCUGAAAGCAAUGGACGCCCUUGUCGGGCAGCUGGCCUCAGUUGCCGACGAUCUGGGUCUGUCCAAGCUCCCAGUUGAGGAGGUACAUCAAAUCUUCGCUUCUGAGCCUAGCCGAGAACCCUUGUCCGUCGACGAUACGGACGCCGACCAUCCCGAAAAUGUCCAAUUGUCAACUGCGGGCCUAGUUUGCUUGGCGGCCUACUGGAUGGUCACUACUGAUGUCUUCGACGCGCAGCACGAGAAUGUCAAGAUGAAUAUCUUCCCCCAUCACCAAGAACUCCUCCAGAAUUUCAUUGGAGAUGACGCCCAGGGGGAGAUCCAGGGCAACCCAGGCACUUUCGAGGCCCUUACUGUGAUUGCGGUCUGGCUUGACGCACACCAGGGCAUCUUCCCAACAGAUGGAGAAAAGGAUGCUGCCAACAUUAAUGUGAUGAAAUAUCAUCACUUGGUAACUCUUAUUUCCGUAUUCCACCCCAACAUCCGGGUGCGCAACACUGCUACGACACUGGCAGGCUCUGUCCUCCACUCCGAUCCAGACGAAAACAGCCGGUUGACAAUCCUGGAAGAUCUCAUGGAAAACUGCAUCUUUUCUGCACUACAAGCGUGUGCCGUUACCUGGCUACGCGAGGAAAUCAUUACGGCGCGCAAGCCAGAGGCACCCAAGAGCAUCUUUGGCAGUAGCGAGUGCUUUGAGAAGCUCCAGUACACAGUCUUCCCAGACUUGACAUCACUCAAUAGUUUGGACAGCUCUGAGCUAUGGUCCUUCUGGGCUCAGAACUCGGCUUUCCACUUUCAAGUGGCAAACUUUGCCCUGUUCUUGUUUAGUGGCAAAGACUUCCAUGAUGUUGCUCCGGCGGGCAUGGCAGCUGCUGUGGAACACCGGUAUGUAACCCCUCUCAUCCAGGCCACCGAAGCUCUGUCGUCAGCGCUGGACAAGAAGGAGAUUGAAGACACAGAGGUGUCUGGCCUGGGAGCCAAGAUGCAGUUGGAGAUCCUCACGGACACUCUGAAGAGAAUCCCUCUCCAGUAA
Molecule: messenger RNA, 1857 nt
Organism: Clonostachys rhizophaga
Lineage: Eukaryota; Fungi; Ascomycota; Sordariomycetes; Hypocreales; Bionectriaceae
Source: the annotation of a GenBank genome assembly